Molecule: messenger RNA, 1301 nt
Organism: Sphaeroforma arctica JP610
Lineage: Eukaryota; Ichthyosporea; Ichthyophonida
Exons: 4
Coding region: 519-1301 (260 amino acids)
Molecular function (GO): protein binding
Source: RefSeq, a predicted model, not a curated record
AAGAGCCUAAAAAAAGUUCACUAUGACACCUUUAGUUCCACUUGGUCACAGAGUCAAACUACAACCAAAAAUAGAACGAGCGUUUUAAGUACAUAAGACAUAAGUACUGUACACGUAAGCAAUCAUAUUCACAACCGCUUUACUUCAGUGGAAGAAACAUACCUGCUAUAUACACUAUUGCAUUGUAUACUUAGAAUCAACAUACUAUUAUCACGUUCAAGAGGUAUCCAUCUCCGGUAGCCCAAGGUGCGAGCACGACUUUACAUUCUUACAGAACGGCAUACUUUCAGGACGCCAGAUACUUAAAAAAACGAGUAUAUAUACAUACAGCUCAGCGAGUAGGAUAGCUGUGAAACAAACCUAUACGGGCGCUUGGUCAAGGGCUGGACGAGUGUAUGUGUAAUGAUCAAGUGUGGCACCUCACUACUGCAUAUAUCUACGGGUUCUUCGUCAGACUACGCAAGUACGAACUAUAAACUCUGAACUCUGAACUCUGUUCACUUGCAAUAAAGAUCAACAUGGCCCAAGAAACCCUCCUGCAAUGUCGUACUGAAUCAAACCAUACAGUCGGUAAGCGAUGCGCAGGUAGUGUUGCCAAGUAUCGCAGCGUGACACCUAUAUUGAACCUCCCGUUUGAGAUUUUGGAGAAAAUAUGUGGAUUCAUAACCGACACGGAUGAUCUGAUUGAGCUCAUACACACUUGUAGACGACUUUGUGUUGUACUUAAACCCGAUGGCAAGCACUGGACGCUCAUGAUAAAACGUAUGUGGGGAAAUGCUUUGCCUCGAUGGUUCAUUCCAAGCAAGGUUAUUAAACCGGGCUGGACGCAUUCAACGCAACGAGGCCUGUCUGUCGUCUUCGAGAAGGUGGUGCAACACGAGUGCUUUGAGUUCUUCGACUACUCAAUCAAAGUGUUCCGCAGUUUGUGCAAACAACUCUGCUACAACUCACUGUACCAGUUAUGUCGCGAUUGGACUAUGAACAGCUGCUACGUAUGCCUGCAUGACGAACGGUGUCUUGCACCCGGUAAAGUGUUGCUAAAGCGCGAGAUAACGGGAAAGAAGCGACAGUUGAUGCUUUGCGUACCUCAUGCGCGUGCUACCAUUCCCUUGGGAACCAUACGCGACAAAUAUGGCCUCAAACCCGUCGAUGUGGAUCAUUUGCAAGACGCGUCCAUCCCGCAACGAUCCAGGCGGCUACAACAACCAUGCUACUUCACAGACAACGUGCUAAACCGAUGCAUUGAAGUGUACGGCAACCUAUCCGUGUGUGGGCAUACUAAGGUGGGUGAGAAGAAAUAA